This is a messenger RNA of Cyphellophora attinorum, 234 nucleotides long. RefSeq lists its product as uncharacterized. Lineage: Eukaryota; Fungi; Ascomycota; Eurotiomycetes; Chaetothyriales; Cyphellophoraceae. The transcript is spliced from 2 exons. Bases 1 to 234 code for a protein of 77 amino acids. The record is from RefSeq and is a predicted model, not a curated record.
AUGCCAACAGUCAAGUGCAAAGAAUGCGGCGCCGGCGUGGACCUCACGAAAGAUGGACUCUACGGGCAUUGUGCGAGCUGUAACAACAUCAUAGAAUUCACGCCCGAGGAGCUCGAAGAGCAGAAGAAAGGCUCGUCCUCAGACGACUCGAAGUCCGGGAAUUCGACCACCAAGAACGACGAAGCGGAUGAUGAAUCCAAGCCGAGGAAGCUGGCGGGUGACGACAAUCAGUGA